Capsicum annuum is the source of this 3165-nucleotide messenger RNA. RefSeq names its product protein FAR1-RELATED SEQUENCE 11. The transcript is spliced from 6 exons. Gene Ontology annotation, biological process: regulation of DNA-templated transcription. Gene Ontology annotation, molecular function: zinc ion binding. Bases 246 to 2558 code for a protein of 770 amino acids. Lineage: Eukaryota; Viridiplantae; Streptophyta; Magnoliopsida; Solanales; Solanaceae. The record is from RefSeq and is a predicted model, not a curated record.
CAACCUAUAUAAAUGAUCUACAAGGGUAAACCUGCCAUUCACCAAAUCUUACAGAUUGCUCAGUCGAUUCGUGCCUAUUUCAUCUCCGCCAUUUCCUUGCUGCUCCGCCGCCGUGGUUCCCGCCGGCGUUCGUUUCGCCUUCUCCGGCAACUUCUCCAAGUUUGCUGUGAUUGUGCAUUAUUGGAUGCAUAUAGCAUGUGAAGAUGGUAUUAUCACCCAUAAUCUGACUUUUCUAGAAUUGGGAAAUGACCGAGAUAACAAACAUAGCAAACGAAACAUCUGAAAAUGGGACAGAUUCAUCUCAGGAUGAUAUUGGUACUGUUGAGGAAAUGCCUGAGGACACAAUCUUAUCACGACAAACGUCCGUGAACCUUGUCCCUUUCAUUGGCCAGAGGUUUGUAUCGCAGGAUGCUGCGUAUGAAUUUUACUGCAGCUUUGCAAAGCAAUGUGGCUUCUCAAUUAGACGUCAUCGUACUCGGGGGAAGGAUGGGGUUGGUAGGGGCAUUACAAGAAGAGAUUUUACAUGCCAUCGUGGUGGCUAUCCACAACUAAAGCCUUCAGAAGAUGGCAAGCUGCAAAGGAAUCGAAAAUCAUCACGUUGUGGGUGCCAAGCAUUCAUGAGAAUUGUUAAUAGAGCAGAUUUUAAUGUCCCCGAAUGGCGGAUUACAGGGUUCAGCAAUGUUCAUAAUCAUGAACUUUUAAGGUCAACUGAGGUGCAGCUUAUUCCUGCCUACUGCACCAUGUCUCCUGAUGACAAGAGUCGCAUUUGCAUGUUUGCAAAAGCUGGGAUGUCAGUUCGGCAAAUGCUGAGGUUGAUGGAGCUAGAGAAGGGUGUUAAGUUGGGUUGUUUAACCUUCACAGAGGUUGAUGUCAGAAGCUUGCUACAAUCUUUUAGAAAUGUGGACCAGGAUAAUGACCCUAUUGACCUUCUCAAACUGUGCAAGGAGAUGAAAGACAAAGAACCGAAAUUUAAAUACGACUAUAAGAUAGAUUGUAAUAACAGGUUGGAGCAUAUUGCCUGGUCUUAUGCUUCAUCAAUGAGGUUGUAUGAGGCUUUUGGUGAUGCCAUAGUAUUUGACACUACUCACCGCUUGGAUGCAUAUGAUAUGCUUCUUGGGAUAUGGAUUGGAGUGGAUAACCAUGGAAGUCUUUGUUUCUUUGGUUGUGUCCUCCUACGAGAAGAAAGUUUGCAGUCUUUCUCCUGGGCCUUGAAGACAUUCUUGGGCUUCAUGAAUGGCAAGGCUCCAGGAACCAUUUUAACUGAUCAAAAUUUGUGGCUCAAAGAAGCAAUUGCCACCGAAAUACCGAGAGUAAAACAUGCAUUUUGCAUUUGGAAUAUAAUUUCGAGAUUUUCAGAUUGGUUUUCCACACUUCUGGGAUCCCAAUAUGAUAAUUGGAAGGCUGAGUUCCAUCGCCUCUACAAUUUACAUUCGAUUGAGGAAUACGAAGUGGGAUGGAAUGAGAUGGUCGAAACCUAUAGGAUGGAUGGAAAUAAACACAUUGCCAGUUUAUAUGCUUUACGUUCAUACUGGGCGCUGCCUUUUUUGAGAUCUUUCUUCUUUGCUGGAAUGACGAGUACAUUUCAGUCUGAGACAAUGAAUACUUAUAUCCAGAGGAUUUUGAGUGCUCAAUCUGUACUUGAUAAUUUUGUGGAGCAGGUUGCUCGUGUUGUAGAUGCUAAAGAUCAAGCAGGAGCAAAACAUAAGGUACUGAGAAAUGUUCAAAAGGUUUUCCUGAAAACAGGUUCACCAAUAGAAUCUCAUGCUGCAACUGUUCUUACACCAUAUGCCUUCUCAAAACUACAAGAGGAGCUUGUUUUUGCACCACAGUACGCAUCACUGAUGGUAGAUGAAAGUUAUUUUGUUGUGAGACACCAUAAGGAAAUGGAUGGGGGUUACAAAGUACUCUGGGUUCCGCAUGAUGAGUUCAUUAGCUGUAGCUGCCAUAAUUUUGAAUUUACUGGUAUUCUCUGCAGGCAUGUGCUUCGUGUUUUGUCAACAAACAACUGUUUUCACAUUCCAGACCAAUAUCUGCCCAUGCGCUGGCGUGAAGUUACCUCCUCUUUGGCUAAGUCCACACUCUUUACUCUACCAAGUGAUCAUAUGGGAAAACUUCAGUUAUUGCAGUCCAUGAUUUCAACGCUGAUUAAUGAAUCAGUUGAAACUGAAGAACGCCUCAAUGUUGUUUGUGAUGAAGUUUCUACAGUUUUAUCUCGCAUUAAGGGGUUUCCUACAGCAUCCAAUGGGGGUAAUGGUAUUGCAUAUGCGAGCCCAUCGGACUCGCUAAUUCUUGCAGAGGUUGAGGAUUCUGAAGGCAUUGGUCAAAGCUUCACUUGCAACCCUCACGAGUGUAUAAAUUUGUCAAAGUUGAAAGAGAGAGGAUCCAGAGAUGGACUGGAUCUUUACAGAAAGAGGAGGCGUUUCUCCAUUCCAUGUUGUGGGCAGUAUGGCCAUGAUGCAAAUGAUUGUCCAAUGAUGGAAGGGACCGAAGAGGCCGUGUUCUUAUUUCUGUCCUACCAAUCUCAACUCCAAAAAGAAGAAGAAAAAAGAAGCAUUUAAGAUGUAGUGCUAUGAUUUUCACGCCUCAACGGGAAAACAAAGAACGAGAAACUUUGCUCAGCCUGCUUGGCAAUGUCUUAAGAUCAUUCAUGUUCCUAACCUUUCUGGCUCUUCCUCGACGGCUGCCUGCACCAAAUACAGCUCUAUGUGCCAAUGCUUUGCCUAAAAACCGGAACUCAGACGUCGAAGCCUUGGUUUGAUCUUGUUGCGUUGUCUCACCAUCAUCACACUGCUCGAGGCAACCGCUGGUGUUGUAGGUUUCAGAAGCUCCACAAGUUGCUUUCUCAGCAGCCAUUAUAUUAGAACACCAAAGAGGACUAAGGUGAUGGUGUGAAGCAAAUGAAGAAGUGGAUGAACUUUUAUUUGUGGCCUUUCUGGCUUAAUGGGAAUAAAUGUUUAUAAAGACAAAAAGGGGAGGGUUAAAUUGGAUCGUUGAUGGUGGUAUUAAAAAGGUAAAGUUGGAUGAGUUUUGAAGCAAAGUUUCAUAUAGCCGAAAGGUUACUCCUUACGCAAAUCCUCCUAUGCAUGGAUUAUUUAUUAAUGUCUCUUGAGUAAGAAGGAAUAAUAUAUUACACUUGCUCACCAAGUGUUGCCUUCAUACUCUUUC